Molecule: messenger RNA, 1225 nt
Organism: Colletotrichum godetiae
Lineage: Eukaryota; Fungi; Ascomycota; Sordariomycetes; Glomerellales; Glomerellaceae
Exons: 2
Coding region: 315-1139 (274 amino acids)
Source: RefSeq, a predicted model, not a curated record
CCAAGCAGGUUUACCAACUUGCAGACGAACUUUCAGGUAGGCUUCGCCGCUUCGCGAUAAAAUUUCGGUAUAUUGAAAGCGGGGAAUGCUUGAUUAUCGUCCUUGCUUUUUCUUACCCUCUUCAGGCAUAUUUUUGUUUUUGUAGGAUGUCUUGUGGCGCCAGAACCCCGGCGAAGAUCACAUGGUCAGCUUCGUCCGUAGGCUACCGACAAGUAGCCUAGCCAGUGGCUACUCAUUGCGCAAAAGGAAACCUCCAAACUGGUCAAUACGAUGGAAGAAGAGGCUCCUCCUUCAACAGCAAAGCGAGAAGGUUCAUGGGCAGUGAUAAUAUGAGCGCACGAAACCCCAUCCGGCAUUGUCCAGCCACUUACCACGACCUCCAAGAGCAAUCAGCCCCCAGUGAUUCACGCCUCCAUGCAAUAUCGCACACAUUCGAGAUAAUCACCAAGCCGCUAGGCCUUGAAUUUGGGAUGCGACAGCUCGCAGCCUGCAGUACUGGGCAUGCGAUGUUGAGGAAUGUCGAUCCCUGCCGUGACCUACUUCUCAGCGUGCCAUCGUCCAAUGAGACCCUGCCCGGGACCGUCAAGGAGGAAUGUGGACGGACCAGGCCGCCUGGAAUGAAAAGCAGUCGUGACUGGCUCGUUCAAGCCGGUAGAGUUGAAACACUGAAACAACGACAACCCCGCCAGAGUGGACCAAGACUAAUCCGGGGUGAACACACUCAAACUUCGGGCGGUCUUUUGGGGUAUUUCCUUGGGAAGGGGGAGAAAGGUCCAGUCUCUUUGGAGUUUCAUGAAACCCCGUCGGCUCGAAUAGAGAGGGGAGGUCAUUUGACACCCUUUCCUACUCCUUGCACACAGCGAUUCCUCAUAGACUGCCGGCAGAGGCAGAGCGGUAUGACACACCAGUGCACUUUACCAUGGCUUUCUGCCCGGAGCCGGGCCCUGUCUUUGACAUCUUCAAAGGGGGCGAGGGGGUUGCGCCCCAAAUGCAGUGUGACGCUGCGUGAGAAUUUGCUCGUUGGAGAUGAACACAAACAAGCGAAGGGCGAGCGGGAGCAACUUGACGCGCGCGGGUGUCUAGAACAAGCCCUUGCCAGCCCGUCGACUUGGAUGGUAAUUCAUGGCGCCUUGAAGUGAAGUGCCUUUACAAGCACUCUUGGUUGCCAUGCUGAUGGGACCGAUGUAGGUUUGACAGGGCGUGUUGGGACGGACGGAGAAGCUCA